Molecule: messenger RNA, 3999 nt
Organism: Ooceraea biroi (clonal raider ant)
Lineage: Eukaryota; Metazoa; Arthropoda; Insecta; Hymenoptera; Formicidae
Gene: Tnks
Product: tankyrase
Molecular function (GO): NAD+ poly-ADP-ribosyltransferase activity; protein binding
Source: RefSeq, a predicted model, not a curated record
GUCCAUUCGUUCUGUUGUGGCGUGCGUGUCAUCGGACGACGCUGAUGAGUUACCUUCGAGCGUGAGAUGCCUCUGCCUGUCGCAACUGCGUCGCGAGGCUUGUCGUCGGGCGGCGCGACGGCGUAAAAAUGGCGGUGUGAAGCGAUGGCAGGACGUAGAUCGACGUUAACGAACGCGGCGGACUCGCUGUCCGGAUCGGGCGGCGGCGGCGGCGGUGGCGGUGACCCGCUACGUGAACUCUUCGAGGCCUGCAAGACCGGCGAUCUCGCGAAGGUGAAGGCGUUGGUCAACCCGAAGACGGUCAACGCCCGCGACACCGCCGGACGCAAGUCCACGCCGUUGCACUUUGCAGCUGGAUAUGGUAGAAAGGACGUUGUAGAAUUUCUUCUAUCCGCUGGUGCAUCAAUUCAAGCACGUGACGAUGGUGGUUUACAUCCAUUGCACAAUGCGUGCUCCUUCGGACAUUGCGAUGUCGUGAGACUGCUCUUGGAAGCAGGAGCGAGUCCAAAUACAAGGGAUAAUUGGAAUUUCACGCCUUUGCAUGAGGCGGCGAUUAAGGGUAAAAUAGACGUAUGUAUUACUCUGCUACAGCACGGAGCAGAUGUAAACAUUAGGAAUACUGAAGGAAAGACUGCGUUAGAGGUAGCUGAUGCCUCUACUAAACCAGUACUAACAGGAGAGUAUAGAAAAGACGAGCUCUUAGAAGCCGCUAGAUCUGGAAACGAAGAACGGCUGUUGCAGCUGUUAAAUCCACUAAACGUCAAUUGUCACGCCAGUGACGGAAGAAGAUCUACGCCGUUGCACUUAGCAGCUGGAUAUAACCGAUCCAGAGUGGUACAGAUCCUUCUUCAGAACGGCGCUGAUGUGCAUGCCAAGGAUAAAGGAGGUCUUGUGCCACUUCACAACGCCUGUUCGUACGGCCAUUUCGAAGUAACUGAGGCACUUCUGAAGCACGGUGCCGCCGUCAAUGCCAGUGAUCUUUGGACGUUCACCCCGCUGCACGAAGCCGCGAGUAAAUCCAGAGCAGAGGUUUGUUCCUUGUUAUUGAGCGAAGGUGCCGAUCCGACGCAAUUGAACUGCCAUAGUAAAAGCGCUAUCGACGUAGCACCGACACUCGAAUUACAAGAGAGACUAGCAUACGAAUACAAGGGUCACUGCCUAUUAGACGCUUGCAGACAGGCAGAUCUUACUAAACUGAAGAAAUAUCUGUCUCAAGAAGUCGUGAAUUUCAAGCAUCCCUACACGGGAGACACACCAAUGCAUUGCGCGGUAGCGUCGCCUUACGCAAAGAGAAAGCAAGUGAUCGAGGCCUUGAUCCGAAAGAAUGCCGCUAUGAACGAGAAAAAUAAAGACUUCCUCACGCCGCUUCACGUGGCAACCGACCAUUCGCACUAUGACGCGAUGGACAUACUACUCCGGCAUAAUGCCAAGGUCAACGCGCUCGACGGUCUAGGACAGACCGUGCUGCACAGGUGUGCCAGAGAGGAUAACAUGCAGGCUUGCAGAAUACUCUUGUCGUACAACGUCGACCCUUCGAUAGUGUCCCUUCAGGGGUACACGGCGGCGCAAAUAGCCGCCGAGAACGUGCUGAAAAUACUGCAAGCGAUUAAAUUGGUAGAUCCACCGAGCGGGACCGAUGACGCGGAGGCACAACUGUUGGAGGCGAGCAAGUCGGGCGAUCUCGCCGCGGUGGAGCGGAUAUUACAGGCCAAUCCGCAUGCUGUGAAUUGCCGCGACUUGGACGGCAGGCACUCAACUCCGCUGCACUUUGCAGCGGGUUUCAACCGAGUGCCCGUUGUAGAAUACCUAUUAGCACACGGUGCAGACGUGCAUGCCAAAGAUAAAGGUGGAUUGGUUCCUCUUCACAACGCUUGUUCUUAUGGCCACUACGAAGUCACGGAAUUAUUAGUAAAGCACGGCGCGUCGGUGAACGUCGCCGAUUUAUGGAAAUUUACUCCGCUUCACGAGGCUGCCGCCAAGGGCAAGUACGAGAUAGUGCGAUUACUCCUGAGACACGGAGCGGACGCCACGAAGAAGAACAGAGAUGGCGCGACGCCGUUGGAUUUAGUGAGAGACGGUGACCAGGACGUAGCGGAUUUACUACGUGGAAAUAGCGCUCUUCUCGACGCGGCAAAGAAAGGCAAUUUAGCCAGAGUUCAAAGACUGGUUACGCAAGAUAACAUUAACUGCCGAGAUGCGCAAGGACGGAACAGCACUCCGUUACACUUGGCCGCGGGGUAUAAUAACCUGGAAGUGGCUGAAUUCUUGCUUGAACGUGGUGCAGACGUGAACGCGCAAGAUAAAGGCGGCCUUAUUCCGCUGCAUAACGCAUCGAGUUACGGUCACCUGGACAUCGCAGCUUUGCUCAUCAAAUAUAAUACCGUAGUGAACGCAACGGAUAAAUGGGGAUUUACUCCGCUUCACGAAGCUGCGCAGAAAGGUCGGACACAGUUGUGCGCCCUUCUACUCGCCCACGGCGCCGAUCCAUUCUUAAAGAAUCAGGAAGGACAGACUCCGGUGGACUUGGCCAGCGCGGACGAUGUAAGAUGUUUAUUGCAAGAUGCUAUGGCUUCUCAACAAAUCGUUCCGUCAGUACCCUCCGGCAACAUGGUGAAUAAUACCGGCGGCAAUUCCAUUAACAGUAGACCGCCUAGUAUCGUAUCCGUUCCGGUGACUCCGCCACCGCCUCUUACUCAAGAAACGGUCAUCAUGCCGUCUGGCGCCGCUAUGACUCUGUGCGUACCGCUGGCCCGUCCAACAUCGUGCCUGAGCCCGAUGCCGCCAAGCGAGCCGUGCUCCGAAAAGGAAUCCAAAGACAUGUGUAAAGAGCACAAUAGUGCCAUCACGACCGUCGCUGGCUUCCUGCAGAGUCUCGGCUUGGAGCAUCUGCUGGAGCUGUUCGAACGUGAGCAAAUCACGCUGGACAUACUGGCGGAAAUGGGCCACGAGGAUUUGAAGCAGGUCGGAGUGUCGGCUUACGGUUACAGGCAUAAAUUGAUCAAGGGCAUGGACAAGUUGUUGAACACGGCAGCGGGCUCCCUAUGGCAACCCUCCAUAAAUCCCGGCACCCUGCUGGUGGACCUACUGGCAGAGGACAAGGAAUUUCUCGCGGUCGAGGAAGAAAUGCAAAGCACCAUCAGGCAGCACAGGGACAACGGCCACUCGGGCGGUAUCUUUUCACGUUACAAUAUAGUCAGAAUACAAAAAGUCCAGAAUCGCAAGUUGUGGGAGCGGUAUGCGCAUAGGAGACAGGAGGUAGCCGAGGAAGUCGGCGCUGCUGCUCCCGCCUCUCCCAGUACCGGACCACGUGGUGCUCCCACGUCGACGGUGUCACAGGCGAACGAGAGAAUGCUGUUCCACGGCAGUCCGUUCAUUAACGCCAUUGUGCAGAAGGGCUUCGACGAGCGGCAUGCGUAUAUCGGUGGAAUGUUCGGCGCGGGCAUUUACUUCGCGGAACAUAGCAGCAAAAGCAAUCAGUAUGUUUACGGCAUAUGCGGCGGCACGGGGUGUCCCGCGCAUAAGGACCGAAGCUGCUACAUUUGUCACAGGCACUUGCUGCUAUGUCGAGUCACGCUCGGCAAGUCGUUUCUACAAUUCUCGGCGAUGAAGAUGGCGCACGCCCCACCUGGCCACCACAGCGUAAUGGGCAGGCCGUCGCAAGGCGGCCUGGUGUUCCCCGAAUACGUCGUCUACCGGGGCGAACAGGCAUAUCCGGAGUAUCUGAUCACCUACCAGAUCGCGAGGCCCCAACAGGAGAGCGGCAGCAGCGAGGGCGUCGAGGAACGGUGAUCGGAAGAGCUGGGCCCUGCGGCAAGACUGUGCAGUCUCUGCUGCUGUCAGAGACCGAGGGCUUGCGGCGCGCUGUCGCGAACAUAAAGUAAGAGAUCUGCCUCGAGCUCGACUUACACCAAUUCUUCCAUUUUUAACUGAUUAGGCUAGAACUUGCAAGAGAGUAAACAUCGAAAUAUAUACCUACGAAAUAUCUUACUCCAAAAAAAA